UAUGUGGUGGGACCACCGUACCCCAACCCCACAUGCAACAGUCAGUUUUAUCCUGGCGGCAAGUGGCACCUGAACGUCACCGAUAACCCCAUCAACGCAUUCCAACGCAGAAACGACGCAUUCAAAUAUCCGUUCUCAUCUAGUCCCUUCCAAUCCAAUCCCAAAUCGAAGUUGAUCAUUUUCUGCUAAAACGUCGACGUCUUGGCUCCCAAGAUGGCCAGCCACCAAUCCUCGCCGGAAAAUCUCAUACUCGUAAACCGCGAACCCAACGGAAUCGCAUUCGUGACGAUCAACCGUCCCAAGUCGCUUAAUUCGCUGACCCGGCCCAUGAUUAUAGACCUCGCCAAAGCCUUCAAGGCCCUCAGUCAAGACGAGUCGGUCCGGGUCAUCAUUCUAUCCGGGUCGGGUCGCGCCUUUUGCUCCGGAGUCGAUCUCACGGCCGCGGAGGACGUUUUCAAAGGGGACGUGAAGGACGUGGAGACCGACACGGUGGCGCAAAUGGAGCGGUGCCGAAAGCCCAUCAUCGGAGCCAUUAAUGGGUUCGCGGUCACUGCCGGGUUCGAAAUCGCGCUCGCUUGUGAUAUAAUCGUCGCCGCAAAAGGAGCUAAAUUCGUGGACACUCAUGCCAGGUUUGGGAUAUUUCCGUCAUGGGGUUUGUCUCAGAAGCUUUCGAGGAUUAUAGGGGCCAACAAAGCGCGGGAAGUGUCGCUGACAGCGACGCCUUUGACGGCGGAGCUGGGUGAAAGGUUGGGGUUCGUGAACCAUGUUGUUGAAGGGGGUGAGUUGCUGAAGAAAGCUCGUGAAAUAGCUGAGGCCAUUGCGAAAAAUAACCAGGACCUGGUGUUGAGGUACAAGGCUGUUAUUAAUGACGGGCUUAAACUGGACCUGGGCCAUGCUCUUGCACUAGAAAAGGAGAGGGGUCAUGACUAUUACAGUGGAAUGACCAAAGAGCAGUUUAAGAAGAUGCAAGAGUUUAUAACAGGUCGGGGUUCAAAAAAGCCUUCUUCCAAGUUGUAGAAUUUACUGCUGUAAGCACAAGAAUGUUAUGUUAAGCUCUCGAAAUCGCAAAGGUAGGAAUGAGCUUAAUUUGCCCCUCAGGUGGCCAGCAAUCGACAUGUUGAGCUGUUUAAGUUAUUGGGCAUACAUGCAACUCUGGUUAAUAACACAUUUUCCUUCGUUCAAAUUACAAUUAGAAAUUUUGUUUGAGUUUUAUCAGCUCUA
Prunus dulcis (almond) is the source of this 1221-nucleotide messenger RNA. Its product is annotated as probable enoyl-CoA hydratase 1, peroxisomal. NCBI's taxonomy places the organism in Eukaryota, Viridiplantae, Streptophyta, Magnoliopsida, Rosales, Rosaceae. Bases 214 to 1017 code for a protein of 267 amino acids. Gene Ontology annotation, cellular component: peroxisome. The record is from RefSeq and is a predicted model, not a curated record. The transcript has 3 exons.